AUGGACCAACAUCCACUUCUUCCUCACAAUUCUUUUGAUCGUAUUAUCUUCAAUUUCCCUCAUGCUGGUUUCCAAUACUCUACAGAACAUGAACCCAACCAAAUCAAACUUCACCAGAAUUUAGUGAGAAGAUUUAUGAGGAAUGCAACGGAACUAUUGGCAGAAAAUGGGGAAAUCCACAUAACACAUAAAACUUCAUAUCCUUAUAGUGAAUGGAAGAUUGAGGAAAUUGGAGAAGAAGAAGGAUUAUAUCUAAAAGAAGAAGUUGAAUUCGACAAAAGGGAUUAUCCAGGUUAUGUGAAUAAGAAAGGCAGUGGACCAAAUAGUAAUAAAAAUUUUCCGGUGGGUUCUUCCAGCACUUUUAAGUUUGUCAAAUCACUUUCCAAAAAGGAGAUGAACAGAAGGUUGGCCCUGUCCACAUCCUUGGCCUCUGAAUUUACUCAACUUCAAGUUUAA
Cucumis melo (muskmelon) is the source of this 456-nucleotide messenger RNA. RefSeq lists its product as uncharacterized. Lineage: Eukaryota; Viridiplantae; Streptophyta; Magnoliopsida; Cucurbitales; Cucurbitaceae. The record is from RefSeq and is a predicted model, not a curated record. Gene Ontology annotation, molecular function: rRNA (uridine-N3-)-methyltransferase activity. Gene Ontology annotation, biological process: rRNA base methylation. Bases 1 to 456 code for a protein of 151 amino acids. Gene Ontology annotation, cellular component: cytoplasm. The transcript is spliced from 2 exons.